This is a messenger RNA of Teleopsis dalmanni, 1659 nucleotides long. RefSeq lists its product as uncharacterized. The annotation marks the transcript as partial. The transcript is spliced from 2 exons. NCBI's taxonomy places the organism in Eukaryota, Metazoa, Arthropoda, Insecta, Diptera, Diopsidae. The record is from RefSeq and is a predicted model, not a curated record.
AUGGCUAAUAUUGAUUACUUAAACGUUUAUAUAAAACACUCAGAUUUAUUUAAUAAUAAGUUAAUACAAUUUAUAUUAAAUGAAAGCAGGCUGCCUAUUCAAAUUUUAAACACUGCAAACUUCGAAAAUGUAAUACUUCAUUAUCAUCAAAGACAUCGUUUAUUUGUCGUUACCACCAAUGAUUUGAGCUAUAUAUUAAAUAAAUUUACGGUUAAAUCGGGAACAUUUAUAUGUGUUCUGUUAGAUGAACCUGAUAGCGAAUCUCUCUCAUAUUUGGCACAGCAAAUUUGGAUAGAUAAGGCUAUUUUUAAAAUAUAUUACUUUACACCGUCUAAUACCGUUUUCUUUAAUCCUUUUGCAAAAAGGAAUAAUAGUUUUGGUUCAUUAGUCGAUGCAAAUACUAACAACAUAAAUGAUAUAUUUAAGAAUUUAAAUGGAUAUGCUUUGCGAGUUUAUAUAUUUGAUUCAGUUUAUUCAAAUAUUAUUGGAGACAAUACGCUUAAAGCAAUUACUGACGUAAAAGGAGUGGAUGGAAAUAUAGCAAAACUCAUGAGCCAUAAAAUGAACUUUUCCAUGUUGUUACAAUGGCCUGACGAUGAGUUUUUCGGAUAUCGUUUAGAAAAUAAAUCUUUUAAUGGUGCCAUAGGACGUGUAUUACGAAACGAAGCCGAUAUAAUUUUUACUGGAUUUUUCAUUAAAGAUUAUCUAACAAAUGAAAUACAAUUUUCAGUUUCUGUAUAUGCGGAUAAGUUGUGUUGUUAUGUAAGAAGUGCAAAUCGAGUACCACAAUCCAUUCUUCCUAUAUAUGCUGUGGACAUGGACGUAUGGUUUGCUUUUCUUCUAGCCGGUUCAGUAUGUCCAUUUUUCUGGAUGGCAUUGCGAUGGUUAAAUUUAUACCUUCAAAUAAAAGUUAUAAGCCCAAUUAAAUAUUCACUUCGUUCCAAAAUUCAGUAUACUCAUAUAUAUAUCAAUACUUGGGUUGUAUGGGUCAGAUUAGCAAUUGUAUCGUUUCCACCGUUUCAUUCUGAACGAAUGUUCGUUAUAUCAUUAUGUUUAGUAAGUGUUAUAUUUGGAGCAAUUCUUGAAUCUUGUUUAGCAACAGCUUAUAUAAGACCAUUUUAUUAUAAAAAUAUAAAUACAAUGGAUGAGUUAAAUGAAGCAAAAUUAAAAAUUUAUAUCAAGCACGCCGCAAUGAGAGACGAUUUAUUUUAUGGACAUAGUUCGCCCAUUUAUCAAAAUUUAAAUAAAAAACUUUUUCUUGUUGGAGAAACGGAAGAAAGAUUAAUUACGAUGAUGGCAAAACGUGGAGGAUUUGCUGCGGUAACAAGAUUAUCAUCUCUAUAUCUAGAUGAUAUUCGUUACUUUAUAACAAAAAAACUUCAUUUGAUUCCUGAAUGCCCUAAGCAUUAUCACAUUGCUUUUGUAUAUCCGAAACACUUUCCUUUACAGGAUCCAUUAGAUUUAUGGCUACUUAAGCUACUGCAAGCUGGUUUGAUUGACUUUUGGGUAAAUGAAAUGAAACAUAAGGCUAAAAUGUCACUCAACAAUUUUCCUCAUUACUUUGAUAAUUUUUCGGAAAAAUGGAAAAUUUUGACAUUACUUGAUUUACAAUUACCAUUUUAUGUAAUAAUACUAGGCAAUUUAGCAGCAAUAAUUAUA